UCAGAUGUCUAAAUGUAUUGUGUUGAUUUAGUUUAUUUUGGCAACGGCAAGCUAUAUCAGAACUGAAUUGCAGCGUUCUAAUUUGUUGAACUUGUGCUGGUAUAAACAUGACAAAGAACCAGCAGAACACUACUGAUCUAGAACGGGGAUGGGACUUUUUGCAGCAAGGAAUCACAAAGCUGAAGAACAUUUUAGAAGGGUUUCCAGAGCCACAAUUCAGCUCGGAGGAAUAUAUGAUGCUCUAUACGAGAAUUUAUAACAUGUGCUUUGAAAAUCCCCCUUGUGAGCAGCAAUUGUAUGACAAAUACAUGGAGUCGCUUGAAGAGUACAUUACUUCAACGGUACUGCCUCCACUGAGAGAAAAACACGAAGAAUUAAUGUUAAGGGAGCUUGUGAAAAAGUGGUCAAACUAUAAAAUCAUGGUCAGGUGGUUCUCAAGAUGCUUCAGUUAUCUUGAUUGGCACUUCAUUCCUAGGAGGUCGCUCCCACCCCUCGAAAAAGUUGGUCUCACUUGCUUCAGAGACCUGGUAUACCAAGAGUUAAAUGCAAAAGUAAGGGAUCAAAUUUUAUCUCUGAUUGAUCGAGAGCGAGAAGGAGAGCAAAUUGAUCGUGCUUUAUUGAAGAAUGUAUUAGAUAUAUUGGUGGAAAUUGUAAUGGGGCAGAUGGAGCAUUUUGAGAAGGAUUUCGAAGCAGCAUUGCUCAAUCAAACUGCAGCUUAUUAUUCUCAGAAGGCUUCAAGCUGGAUAGUCGACGAUUCAUUUUCAACCUAUAUUUUAAAAGUUGAGAAAUGUUUAAAGAAGGAAAAGGACAUGGCUUCUCAUUGUCUUCAUUCAAGCAGCGAGACUAAGUUUCUUGAGAUAGUAAAGCAUCAGCUGUUAUCCGUUUAUGGCCCCCAACUAUUGGAGAAGGGGAUCUUUGCUGGUGAUAUCUUGCAUAGAGAUGAUAAGACAAAGGAUUUUUCAAGAUUGUACAGGCUCUUCUCCGAUGUACCUCGGGGUUUACUGCCUGUUGCUAAUCUAUUUAAGCAGUAUGUUACUGCUGAAGGUACACUGUUGUUUAAACAAGCAGAGCACGAUGCAAGCAACAAUAAGGUUUGUAACUUUAUUUUCUAUUAACUGAUAUUUUCUUUCUUUUUUGU
Messenger RNA from Olea europaea var. sylvestris, 1138 nucleotides. Its product is annotated as cullin-1-like. Lineage: Eukaryota; Viridiplantae; Streptophyta; Magnoliopsida; Lamiales; Oleaceae. Bases 108 to 1115 code for a protein of 335 amino acids. Gene Ontology annotation, cellular component: cullin-RING ubiquitin ligase complex. The transcript is spliced from 9 exons. Gene Ontology annotation, molecular function: ubiquitin protein ligase binding. The record is from RefSeq and is a predicted model, not a curated record. Gene Ontology annotation, biological process: ubiquitin-dependent protein catabolic process; protein ubiquitination.